Messenger RNA from Echinops telfairi (small Madagascar hedgehog), 913 nucleotides. It is a transcript of the gene HRAS, whose product is annotated as HRas proto-oncogene, GTPase. Gene Ontology annotation, biological process: Ras protein signal transduction. Gene Ontology annotation, cellular component: plasma membrane. Gene Ontology annotation, molecular function: GDP binding; GTP binding; GTPase activity. The record is from RefSeq and is a predicted model, not a curated record. The coding region runs from base 24 to 593 and encodes 189 amino acids. NCBI's taxonomy places the organism in Eukaryota, Metazoa, Chordata, Mammalia, Afrosoricida, Tenrecidae. The transcript is spliced from 4 exons.
GCAGGAGCCAUCCCUGCACAGCGAUGACGGAGUACAAGCUGGUGGUGGUGGGCGCAGGCGGUGUGGGGAAAAGCGCACUGACUAUCCAACUCAUCCAAAACCACUUUGUCGACGAGUACGACCCCACCAUCGAGGACUCGUACCGGAAGCAGGUGGUCAUAGAUGGGGAAACGUGCCUGCUGGACAUUCUGGACACGGCAGGCCAGGAGGAGUACAGUGCCAUGCGGGACCAGUACAUGCGCACAGGGGAGGGCUUCCUGUGUGUGUUUGCCAUCAACAACACCAAGUCCUUUGAGGACGUUCACCAGUACAGGGAGCAGAUCAAGCGGGUGAAGGACUCAGAUGACGUGCCCAUGGUGCUGGUGGGCAACAAGUGUGACCUGCCCGCCCGCACAGUGGAGUCACGGCAGGCCCAGGACCUGGCCCGCAGCUACAGCCUGCCCUACAUUGAGACCUCAGCCAAGACCCGCCAGGGUGUGGAGGAUGCCUUCUACACGCUGGUUCGGGAGAUACGGCAGCACAAACUGCGGAAGCUGAACCCCCCUGAUGAGAGCGGCCCCGGCUGCAUGAACUGCAAGUGCGUGCUCUCUUGACGCCACGGCGGCGUGAGGUGAGCGAGGCCAGCCAGCGGGGCGCAGCUGCCACUUGCGGGUGGCUGGUCAGCAGCGGCCUUGUCCCUGCCUGGCACAGGUGCAGACCUGGAGGUGCAGGGAGACAGUGCAGCACGGGAGGACGCAUGGAAGGAAGGAGGUCCCACCGGGCCCCGCCAGCCCAGGACAGUGUACAGAGGUGGCUAUGGCCCUCCCAUGGACGCUUUGCACGGACUGUCAGGAGCCGAGCCCACCACCUCUCUUCCCCUGCCCCUCGGGUGUAGGUGGUAUCACAGUAAAUUAUUGGAUGGUGUUGACCUGGA